This is a messenger RNA of Homo sapiens (human), 4193 nucleotides long. It is a transcript of the gene C15orf61, whose product is annotated as chromosome 15 open reading frame 61. Bases 119 to 592 code for a protein of 157 amino acids. The record is from RefSeq and is marked validated. Gene Ontology annotation, cellular component: extracellular region. The transcript has 2 exons. Lineage: Eukaryota; Metazoa; Chordata; Mammalia; Primates; Hominidae.
ACACCGGGGGCUCUCGGGCACCCGCGCGGCGCCGGUUGGCCUUCCCGGCGCUCGCCCGGGGGCGCGCUUGCGCGCCAGCGGCUGCGGACACCAGCCUGCGUCCCCGGCGCGGCGGGCCAUGGAGGCCCUGAGGAGGGCCCACGAGGUCGCGCUCCGCCUGCUGCUGUGUAGGCCGUGGGCCUCGCGCGCCGCCGCCCGCCCCAAGCCCAGCGCCUCGGAGGUGCUGACGCGGCAUCUGCUGCAGCGGCGCCUGCCGCACUGGACCUCCUUCUGCGUGCCCUACAGCGCCGUCCGCAACGACCAGUUCGGCCUCUCGCACUUCAACUGGCCGGUGCAGGGCGCCAACUACCACGUCCUGCGCACCGGCUGCUUCCCCUUCAUCAAGUACCACUGCUCCAAGGCUCCCUGGCAGGACCUGGCCCGGCAGAACCGCUUCUUCACGGCGCUCAAGGUCGUCAACCUCGGUAUUCCAACUUUAUUAUAUGGACUUGGCUCCUGGUUAUUUGCCAGAGUCACAGAGACUGUGCAUACCAGUUAUGGACCCAUAACAGUUUAUUUUCUCAAUAAAGAAGAUGAAGGUGCCAUGUAUUGAAAGUGUGCGUCAAAGAACAUAAAUAUCAGUGGAUUUUCUCUGUGUAUAUGUGCAGUAUUUAUUUUUGAUCCUUUAAAAUAAAACUUUUGCAAAUACUUUUUUCUUUCUACAGUAUCUGCUUCUUUAAGAUGAAUCAUUGCCCUCAAGAGGUGAAGCUUUUUAUACAUCGUUAUAUAUUACAUACUCUGUUUAGCUGAUGUGAACUACAAACACAUGAAGCUUCACACCAUUUUUUCCCUAGAACUAGGUUAACCUACAGAUAAAAAAUGAUUACAAUGUAAUAGAUUCUAUAGUUAAUUAACAAUUUAAAUCAACUCUGAAGAGAAAAUAUAGAUGCCCACACAAAAGAGAAGGGGGGAAAAUCUUUUAUGUAACAAUGGAAAAAGAAGUAGAAGACAUUAGGAUGUAUGAUGGAAAUAUUACAUCAUUGGCAAAUCCAAAAUUGAUGAGAAUCUAAUUGUAAUCUCAAGUCUAAACCAUUCAGCUGCCAGGAUUGUAAAUAGAAACGUUUUAAAGGCCUUGUGCCAUUUACCUGGAGGAGGGGUUGGAGUGUAAUGUUGAAACUUCUUGUUGCUUAAAGAGUCCAAAACCAUAUCGUUUGUAAAAUGUAAUAAUAACUGGUUAAUAUAAGUGUAGCAAGGUGAAUGAAACUCAGACUUAUUAAAAGUUAAAACAGCUUUCCUAUAAAGCUGUAAGAACAAUUAAGAUCUUCUAGAAAGAUGCAGAAAAAUAAAUUUGGUAACUGUUUAUAAAAGCAAUUAACUGAAAUGGUACAUAUCCAUAGACUUAUUGGCAAUAAGGAGUGGGCUGAAAUUUUAAAGACCUAAUGGCACUUUUGCAUUUGAAUUUUAUUAACUUAAUUGCAUUUUUGAAAGCCAAGUCAUUUAAAAAAAUGUAUCCUUGGGGUAGUCACAAAAUACCCAGAUGAAUGGUAAAUUUCAGACAUUUGGAGUAAUUUAGGGAGAACUAAGUAGAACUAUUUAAUUUCUAAACCAAUGGGUGUUUAAGAUUUAUGAUCUCUCCCAUAAUUACAAACAUACAUUAUAUAUCAUUUUAUGUUAAUGUGUUGCUGAUACUCUGCAACACUUACACAUUUUUGUAGCAAAACAUUUUAUAAAAUUCAACAUUUGGAUGCUUAUGUCAAGUCAGUAGAGAAAGUGAGUGGAAGUGACUGAGGUGAAGGCACCAGAAUAAUGAAGUAAUACAAACUAGCUUCGUUAAAGGUAGUCAUUUUAAAUGAUCUACAGAGUGAACUGUUCUUCAAAUAUAUGUGGUGUUCACUUGUCUAAAAGCAAUUCUAAGUAACACUUUAAUCAAAGAAGUACUUAUGCCAAUAUAUUUAGUCCAGAAGAAUAUACUUGACACUAGUUAAAUGAAUGGCUUACACAAAGGAGAUAGUGUUACAUUAAGCUUCAUUAAUAAUAAAACAACUGGCUAUUAGCAUUUUGCAGGGAAGGCUAGAACUGAUUUCCUCUGUAAUGGGCAAAGUUAAAUAACUAUAGCUCAUAAGUUUUAAGUCAAAUACUGCUCAUUCAUUGCUGCUGGUCUUGUCAAUAGUGGCUGUAAAGGUUUGGUCCCAACACAAGGCUGAUAAAAUGGUCUUUAAUUACCAGACUAUAAAUACAGCUUUUCAGUAGAGUUGCACCUCUUUUCACACUGGCCUGUUUGAUUUCUGAUAAUUUGUACUGCUGACUCUGCUUACCUGUUUUUCAAUAGCUAUAGUCAGUGUGACUUCUUGCCCAUAUGUGAUAGGUAAGUGUCCUUGGAGAACAUCUUUGACAAACUACCCUAUUGAUCUCUGUAAUUCUCUGCUGCUUGCAGCAUUAAACAGGGCCUUGAUUUCUUGUCUGAUGUGCUCACUGUAUAACAAGUAAAUGUAAUAUUUUCUUGUAUUACAUGAAAAUCAAUAGACCUCUUGCUCUUACGGAGUUGAUCAUGGUGAAGGAUGAACUAACUCAACAAUGGGUAAAGGCGUGGUUUAAAAAUUUAAAUAUCAUUCAUUGGAUUUAUUAAGUCUUGUAAACUUGUAGUCUGAAAACAAUACUUCCCAUUGAACAGCAAUGGUUUAAGUUUUUUCUUUAAAGCUGCAUAUUACACCAAAGUAUUAUGGCCUGAAAGGGAGAAAGUAUAAAUGUGUAAGUCAGGAGACUGAGUCUAUUUUUAGUAUUGGUGCUGUCUUACUUUUUGACCUCAGGCUAAUAACUCUCCUCCUUUGUGUCUUGGUUUUUCCACCUGUAAUCUGAGAAGAACGAAACAAGAGACAUUUCUACCCGAAAAUGUACAUCAAUUUUACUUUUGUCUCUGCAAAAGCUCUGUUUUUAUAAUCCACAUUCUUCUGCUCCAUUAUACUUAAAGGACUUCAUUAAUUAAAAAAUUUCAAAAAUAAGGUGAUGGAGAAAGAAGGAGAGAUGCAUUGAUAGCACAUGCCCACUAACCCUGAAGUGGCAUGUGGGGAGCUGAAGAGGCCCUUCUCUUCUGCAUAUCAGUAGUUUUCUUAAUUGGUGAAACCACUGAUUAGCUUUUCUGUCAUAUUUCUUUGACAGGAUUUUUAUCUUUAAUCCAACCAAAACUGUUUUAAUAAAGGUGUACUUUUAGUACAAAACCUUGCAUCUCUUCUAUUGUUAUUUCUAUACAAAUGAAUUAUCACGUAUUGGAAUAAAUUUCUAGGCAAAUUCCUAGGCAAAAUUCUUAGUUCCUGUGUAAGUUGUGAGCCACUAUAAAGAUGCAGUAACCUAUUUGGGAGCGUGAGAGAGGCUGCUAAUACAAAAAUCUCUAUUUUCUUAGUGUUGAUGUCCUAAAAUGCCAAAUUGUAGAAACAGUUAUAGUUUACCACACAUUUUGGGGCAUUAAUAUUUUUCUAACGUUGACUUCCGUAAAAAUUCAAACUUUUCUUUUUGAGAAGGAGUUUCAGUCUUGUUGUCUAGGCUGGAGUGCAAUGGUGCGACCUUGGCUCACUGCAACCUCCACCUCCCAGGUCCAAGCGAUUCUCCUGUCUCAGCCUCCUGAGUAGCUGGGAUUACAGGUAUGCACCACCACGCCGGCUAAUUUUGUAUUUUCUGUACAGACGGUUUCACCAUGUUGGUCAGGCUGGUCUUGAACUCCUGAUCUCAGGUGAUCUGCCGGCCUCGGCCUCCCAAAGUGCUGGGAUUACAGGCAUGAGCCACCAGGCCUAGCUGAAACAUUUGUAAUUAUUAAAACCGUGUAUCUUUUAAAGUACAUUUUACUUCAUGUCAUUUAUAUUCACCCAAAACUGUAAGCAUAGAACAUCUAUAGUUCUUCAUGAAAUAUCUUUUAACUCUGUUAAAGAAUGAUGUUUGAAUAAGUGGGAUGACAUAAAAGGCAAAGAUCUUGGUUUCACUGCACUGAAAAGCUAAUGCAGAUAACAGAAACCUUAUCCUAAAGCUAGUGGAUUAAGUAUCUACUGUUACUCAAACAAUAAUGACAUUUGGGGGCAUCUUAACCUAAACAAGUACUUAGCAUUACAUCUCACCUGGGUCAACAGUCUAGAGUAUCAGAGUUAAACUCUGUUACUGUAAAUUAAUGGAAAAUGUAACUGCACUUUGCUGAAAGAUCAAUGUCCAAUAAAGGCUGCACGAUCAAA